This is a messenger RNA of Sorghum bicolor (sorghum), 2178 nucleotides long. Its product is annotated as 60S ribosomal export protein NMD3-like. Bases 643 to 2052 code for a protein of 469 amino acids. Gene Ontology annotation, molecular function: ribosomal large subunit binding. The transcript has a single exon. Gene Ontology annotation, cellular component: cytoplasm; nucleus. The record is from RefSeq and is a predicted model, not a curated record. NCBI's taxonomy places the organism in Eukaryota, Viridiplantae, Streptophyta, Magnoliopsida, Poales, Poaceae. Gene Ontology annotation, biological process: ribosomal large subunit export from nucleus.
GAUUUGAUGUGACGGGGAAUCUUGAAAAAUUUUGGGAACUAAACAAGGCCUAAGCAUGUGACUGCCAUUCCUCUCCCAACGCGAUUUUCAUGGUGCCUUCAUCAAUUUGUCAGGUGAGGGAAACGAUACCUCUGCAGGCUCCUAUAACAGCAUGCAAGGCCACCGUCUUUUUACCUUUUGCAGCCACCAAGCAUCUGAGCCUACAUGGACAAAUGACACCACUAGACAGCAUGCAGCGUUGGGGGCUUGGGGCUGCUCUAACUGCAACAAGGAAGUUCGUCAUGUUCUCCAAGUACUACUGCAUUGCAGACUGUGCUGGCCCAUCGAAUGUCUUCUGAACCAUGAUGACAGGAUUCUCCACAACCAAUGGAGUUCCGAGCUUCUUGACUCACGUAUGGGCCUUUUCUGGGCCGAGCGCAGGGUGGGCCGCGGCCCACAGGGCGGAGGCUGGAAGCCCAACUGGCUCUAUACCUUACAAAAAGCCCAGAGCCUGUUAUUUUGCACGGGCCGUGCAACCGAUAGAGCCCACUAAGCUAAACCCUAAUUAAUAGCCCUUUGCGGUUGCAGCCCGACUUCUGUUCCUUACCACCGAUCGCCGCAACGCAGCCGUCGCCACCAUCGCCGUUCGCCGGGCCCGGCAGGAUGUUCCUCACACCCGAGCAGCAGGCCGCGGGCGCCGCAUCGUGCACGUCCAUCUGCUCCACCUGCGGCGUCGUGGCGCCGAAUCCGGCCAACACGUGCGCGCGCUGCCUCCGCGCGCGCAUGGCCAUCGCGGAGAGCGUGCCGCGCCACAACGACGUGGUGCGCUGCCCGGCGUGCUCCUCGUACCUCAGACCCCCCCGGUCGUGGAUCAGCGCCGCACCGGACUCGGACGAGCUCAUGCAGAUCCUCCUCCGCCGCGUCGACCGCCACACCGCCCGCCACGGGGUCGCGAUCGCCGCCGCGGAGUUGGUCGCCGUCCCCACCGAGCCGCCGCACUCCAACUCCAAGCGCCUCGUGCUCCGCGUCCGCGUCCGAGUCCGCCGCGAGACCACCCACGGCGUGACUGUGGAGGAGGACCACGUCGCGGAGUUCGCCGUCCACGACCGCCUCUGCGACGCCUGCGGCAGGGCCCGGGCACUGGCCGCUGGCCCCGACCAGCAGUGGUCCGCCGUCGUGCAGGUGCGGCAGCGCGCGUCGCACCGCCGCACGCUCAUCCACCUCGACCAGCAGAUCGUCAGGCACGGCGCCGCGGACUCGGCUGUCCGCGUGGACGGCAGCUCGGGGGGCCUCGACUUCUACUUCGCGUCGCGCUCUCACGCCGCGCGCCUCGUCGAAUUCGUCUCGUCCGUCGCGCCCGCCCGCGUCGUCGGCACCGCGAGGCACCGCGCCUCGCCAAACAGUUUCAAGGACGCAUACUCCGUGGAGCUCUGCGCGAUUUGUCGCGACGACCUCAUCUUCCUUCCCAGGGAGGCGUGCCGCGCCCUCGGCGGCCUGGGGCCGCUCGUCCUCUGCGUCAAGGUCAGCAAGUCGAUAGCGCUGCUGGACACCAACACGAUGCGCCUCGCCGUGAUGGGCAUCGCGGAGUACGACCGUUACAUGUUCGAGCCCCUGCUCAGCAGCAGCCGCCUGGUGGAGUACGUCGUGCUCGACGUGGAGCUGGACCAUCGUGAAGUCCACGUCUCGGUGCUCGUGCACGGCUCGCCGUACCUGAUGUCAUGGGUGCAGGUCGCCCGCGCGUCGGACUUGGGCAAGAACGACACCGUCUUCACCGUGAAGACGCAUAUCGGCUGGCGGCUGAACCCUGGGGACUAUGUGCUAGGGUACGACCUCUGCAACGUCAACAAUCAGGACCUGGAGAGCUAUGGGCAGCGCCACGAGUUACCUGACGCAGUGCUUGUCAAGAAGAAGUACAAGAGGAGCGCCGGUAAGAUGAUGCAGGAGCAGGACGGCAGCGGCAGCGAAGGAAUCUGCGCUGAGAUUGAAGAACUUGCCAUGGGUAUUGGAUGCAUUGAGCUGAAUCCUUCCGAUGAGAAGGAGCUCGAUGAGCUGCUCGAGGACCUCUCCAUUUGAUUGGCUGUGACAUGCGAGUGUUGCAUGCAUUGCAUAGAAAUAAUAUGGCAGUAUGCGUGCUCUGACUGUACAGUACGUCUUAUCUCAUCUAUCCAAAUUGACGGGAAUUCGCUUAUUCAUUUAGCA